CUAUUGGAACAGUAAUUAGGUUCGCAUUUCAAUAUAGCAUCCAAAAUACUAUUUUUGUUGGACCUUUUCUCAUGGUAUAAUCUUUGGAUAUAUGCUCUGAUUAUAGUAGAAUAUCUGUAAUGGUUUUGUAUUCGGCGUGAUUCUUGAAUUUUCAACUGGGCUCUACAAAGUUCGCGUCUUUCUGGAAUUUUCAUUAUGGAAGUUGUGGGUACUCAAAUCAGAGUGCAGUCCUUGGUUGGUGAAAAGGCAGUGCCGCCUGAAUAUGUGCAGCCACUCGAGAGUAGAACUCAACGUGUUGUUGGAUAUAGAAAUGAUAUUGAUGAGCCAUCCCCGCCUGUUAUUGACCUUAGUGAUGGCAACUCGGUUCAUGAGCAACUGGGGCGCGCCUGCAGAGAUUGGGGAGCGUUCCAUGUGAUCAACCAUGGUGUUCCCGUUGAAUUGUUGGAAGAUAUUAGGAGAUUGAGCCGCUCCUUCUUUGAGGACUGCUCAAUGGAUCAGAAGCUAAGUUACGCGUGUGACCCCAAUUCCCCUGCUUCGGAGGGGUAUGGAAGCCGGAUGCUGGUAGCAUCUAAUGAUACAGUUUUAGAUUGGAGAGAUUAUUAUGAUCAUCACACUUUGCCUCUAUCACGCCGGAAUCCAUCUAAGUGGCCCCACUUUUCUCCCAAUUACCGAAAAGUUAUAGCAGAUUAUAGUGAUCAAAUGAAUGCCCUUGCUGAAAAGUUACUGUGCUUGAUCUCCGAGAGCUUAGGACUGCCGUCUUCUUGCAUCAAAGAUGCUAUUGGUGAAUUUUAUCAGAACAUCACUGCGAGCUAUUACCCUCCUUGCCCGCAGCCUGAGCUUACUCUCGGUUUGCAAUCACAUUCUGAUAUGGGUGGCAUCACACUUCUCAUCCAAGAUGAUGUGGGGGGGCUUGAGGUCUUCAAGGAUGGAAAAUGGGUGUUGGUAAAUCCAUUAUGUGAUGCCAUACUCGUGAUUUUGGCCGACCAAACUGAGGUGAUAACAAACGGAGAGUAUAUGAGUUGCGUGCAUCGGGCUAUCACUAAUGGGAAGAGAGCAAGACUUUCUGUUGCGACGUUUCACGACCCGGGGAAAACGAAGACGGUAUCUCCAGCUCUGGAGCCUCGUAAAUAUUGCCCAGUGAUGUAUGGGGAGUACGUUUCGUGGUGGUACACGAAGGGGCCAGAAGGAAAACGCAAUAUUGAUUCUCUUCUGCUUCAAUGAAUCGUUGUUGAUGCAUAUAUGUGGCUGAAUUAAUGCCACCUAAAUGGUGUUCAUCAUUGUUAGAAUCUAGUCAUCCAUACCUUCUAUUCUGUCUAAUUCACAAUAAUUGGCGGACUUGUCAUUCCAAUGGCUUCAAUUUGGAUAUUGACUCUCAUAUGUCAACAUGUCCUACAAAAAUAUAUACAUUUUUCACUUUUGGACA
This is a messenger RNA of Salvia miltiorrhiza (redroot sage), 1423 nucleotides long. RefSeq names its product jasmonate-induced oxygenase 4. NCBI's taxonomy places the organism in Eukaryota, Viridiplantae, Streptophyta, Magnoliopsida, Lamiales, Lamiaceae. The transcript is spliced from 4 exons. The coding region runs from base 196 to 1221 and encodes 341 amino acids. The record is from RefSeq and is a predicted model, not a curated record.